AUGGUUAAUUCAAAGAUUGGAGAUCAGAUUAGAUUAAUCGACUUUGGUUCCGCUCAGAAAAUUUCUCCUAGUGAGAAAUUAAAAAAUGUAAAAUUAAACUUUUUAUUUGCAGCACCUGAAACUAAUACUAAAAACUAUGAUUAAAAAUGCGAUGUAAUCAAAAUUCUUAUUAGCCGCUUACACGUACUUAGUGAGCUGGCAACUGACCAAUGCAGAGAUAGACCCAAUAAGAAAGAUUUUUUAGAAAAUAGAUCGAUAGAAAAAUGGAGUGAUUUCACAAAAAGAACUAGAAGUGACAUUUAAAAAGUAUUUUGA
Messenger RNA from Stylonychia lemnae, 315 nucleotides. The record is from the annotation of a GenBank genome assembly. NCBI's taxonomy places the organism in Eukaryota, Ciliophora, Spirotrichea, Sporadotrichida, Oxytrichidae.